Messenger RNA from Adineta ricciae, 1878 nucleotides. The record is from the annotation of a GenBank genome assembly. NCBI's taxonomy places the organism in Eukaryota, Metazoa, Rotifera, Eurotatoria, Adinetida, Adinetidae.
AUGAUAGUGCGUGAACGGUGGUCAUGGCGUACAACGUAUUAUCCCGUAGCCUCACGUUGUACAUCUGCUAUCAUUGCUGCGCAAACUCCCAUGAUCGGUGACAGCAGCCCUGUUGCUUGUAUAUCUGGUGCUGCUUGUGGUUCUCAUUGGAGCACUGGUGGUGCGACAAUGAACACACGUACAUGGUGUACUGAUUUUAAUACUGCUCUCAAUACAAUGUCCGGUGAAUACUAUGCUUAUUUUCCAAUUCCGAUCAAUGCUGCGUUCAGUGUUCGUUUCUCCAGUAACGCUUGGCUUAAUGCAUUAGGUGCAGGAACUGGAACUUUGUCGUGGAGUGUUGUUAGUCGAAUUAGUACAAUUCUUCGACCGGAUGGAUAUUUAAAUACAAGUCCUGUUGCUGUUUCACUUCCAAUUAUCUACAAACAAACGAAUAUUCUACAUACACAUGUUGUUCAAAUGUCUGAUUUUGAUGGAACUGAUAUAUUAAAAUGUCGUUGGUCAACUUCAUCAGGAAAUGUGAAUUCAGCUGAUGAAUGUAUGGGCAUUUGCAAUGGUGUUCCUGGUGGAGUUACUGCUACUCUAACUGGAACUAAUUGUACAAUGUCAUUUACAUUGACAACAGAUUAUUGGUAUUAUGGAGUUGCAUUACAAAUUGAAGAUUUUUAUGAUAAUGCAGCACUUUUGACAAAUAGUCCAAUGAGUUCUGUUCCAAUACAGUUUCUUUUCUACGGUUAUCCAAAUCCUGGUGGUUGUAGUACACCGCCAGCAAUUGUCGGUGAUCGACCAAAUCGUGCUUGUAUUGGUGUGAUGCCCGGUGACAAUGUGACUUUACGUGUUGUUGUGGAAGUCUAUUGUACUGGAAAGAGUAUUGUGGACUUUAUCUCGACUGUGCCACGUGGUGUGACAAAGAGUGGCAUUUCAAAUCCAACUACUGGUCAAUAUGAAAUCACUCUUUCUUGGUUUCCUCUAGCCGAUCAGUAUGGUCCACAAGGAAUUUGCAUGGCAGCUAUUGAUAAUACAAAUAUUCAAUCAAAUCAAUGGUGUAUCACAUAUUUAGUUGGUUUUCAAUCGCCUGAUGUUAUUCGACCAACACUAGUUCAAGGUUCAGCAUCACCAAUUGGUACAAUAUUUCAAAAUCAUACGGUCUUCUCUAUUCAAACUUCAAAAUACGUCAAUCGUCCAACAAGAAAUCAGACGAUUAUUUAUUUUCGAAAUGCCAGUAAUGGUGGUUCACUUGUUCAACAAUUCGAUUGUGGUUGGGAUCCUGCAGUGACAUAUACUGGUUACACAAUUGUCAUUCGUUUUCCAGUUGCACCGUGGACUCCUGGACAUUUCUUUUAUGUCACAAUGGACAGUGGCGUUGCUAGUGGAACAGAAUUUUGUGGUCCUGAAUCUGCACCAAUGUAUGAUCCAACUUUUUGGGUCUUUAAUAUAUGGAAUCCUGCAGUUUCAUCUACGACUACAACGACAACAACACCUUUCACAACAGUAACAGUCACUACAAAACCAACAUCAACCACUAGUAUCAAUACUUUAUUAACAACAACUGGUAUUGUUAUAACAACAACAAUUCCAGCAACUACAACAGGAACAACAUCAACAACUGCAGUAACCACAGUUGCUUCCACAUCAGUUGGUCCAACUAUGUCUGGUUCAACAACUGAAUCAACAGUUGCUGUUAUGUAUCCAAAAGACUUUGAAGAUGUUUGUCAACAAACAGUAGGAAUUAUGAGUGCUGUAAUCAUGUUAUUGAUGAUGCCGAUUCAAACUAUAACAAUGUACGCUACUUUUACAAAAUAUGCUGCUACAUUCAAUCCAAUUAAUAUUAAAGCAAAGACAAGACAUCAAUUACGAAUGAAAAGAAUUCUAAAACAUUAA